Molecule: messenger RNA, 129 nt
Organism: Dibothriocephalus latus
Lineage: Eukaryota; Metazoa; Platyhelminthes; Cestoda; Diphyllobothriidea; Diphyllobothriidae
Source: the annotation of a GenBank genome assembly
AUGCUUCUUAUCCUACAGGCUUCUUCGAGCGAACUGAUGAAUAACGUUAUUCAGGCCGCCUACUAUCUUCUCUACAAGGACCUCAUUCGUCUCUACGCUGUCUACAACGAAGCCAUGAUCAACCUUAUU